This is a messenger RNA of Saccharomycopsis crataegensis, 1833 nucleotides long. RefSeq names its product Hsp70 family ATPase SSB2 (gene SSB2). The transcript has 3 exons. Lineage: Eukaryota; Fungi; Ascomycota; Saccharomycetes; Ascoideales; Saccharomycopsidaceae. The coding region runs from base 1 to 1833 and encodes 610 amino acids. Gene Ontology annotation, cellular component: nucleus; plasma membrane; cytosol. The record is from RefSeq and is a predicted model, not a curated record. Gene Ontology annotation, molecular function: ATP-dependent protein folding chaperone; ATP binding.
AUGUCUUACCCAGGUGCUAUUGGUAUUGAUCUCGGUACUACAUACUCAUGUGUGGCUACUUACGAAUCAACUGCUGAAAUUAUUGCUAACGAAUUCGGUUCCCGUGUUACCCCAUCUUUCGUUGCUUUCACUCCAGAAGAACGUCUUAUUGGUGAUGCUGCUAAGAACCAAGCCGCUUUGAACCCAAAGAAUACCGUCUUCGAUGCCAAGCGUUUGAUUGGUAGAAGAUUCGACGAAGAAUCUGUCCAAAAGGACAUCAAGACCUGGCCAUUCAAGGUUGUCGACGACAAUGGUGCUCCACUCAUUGAAGUUGAAUACUUGGGUGAAACCAAGACCUUUGCUCCACAAGAAAUCUCCUCUAUGGUUUUGACCAAGAUGAAGGAAAUUGCUGAAGCCAAGAUUGGUUUGCCAGUUGAAAAGGCUGUUGUCACUGUCCCAGCUUACUUCAACGACGCUCAAAGACAAGCCACCAAGGAUGCUGGUGCCAUUGCUGGUUUGAACGUUUUGCGUAUCAUUAACGAACCAACCGCCGCUGCCAUUGCUUAUGGUUUGGGUGCUGGUAAGUCCGAAAAGGAAAAGCACGUUUUGAUUUUCGAUUUGGGUGGUGGUACUUUCGAUGUCUCUUUGUUGCACCUCGCUGGUGGUGUUUUCACCGUCAAGGCUACCGCUGGUGACACUCACUUGGGUGGUCAAGAUUUCGACACCAACUUGUUGGAACACUUCAAGAAGGAAUUCCAAAAGAAGACCAAAUUGGACAUCUCUUCUGACGCCAGAGCUUUGAGAAGAUUGAGAACUGCUUGUGAAAGAGCUAAGAGAACUUUGUCUUCUGUUACCCAAACUACCGUCGAAGUUGACUCCUUGUUCGAAGGUGAAGACUUCUCCGCUAACAUCACCAGAGCCAGAUUCGAAGACAUCAACAGCACUCUCUUCAAGUCCACUUUGGACCCAGUUGAACAAGUCUUGAAGGACGCUAAGAUCGCCAAGGCUAACGUUGACGAAGUUGUCUUGGUUGGUGGUUCUACCCGUAUUCCAAAGGUCCAAAAGUUGUUGUCUGACUUCUUUGAAGGUAAGCAAUUGGAAAAAUCUAUCAACCCAGAUGAAGCCGUCGCUUACGGUGCCGCCGUUCAAGGUGCUAUCUUGACUGGUCAAUCCACCUCUGAAGAAACCAAGGACUUGUUGUUGUUGGAUGUUUGUCCAUUGUCCCUCGGUGUCGCCAUGGAAGGUAACGUUUUCGCCCCAGUCGUCCCAAGAAACACCACUGUCCCAACCAUCAAGAGAAGAACCUUCACCACUGUUGCUGACUCUCAAACCACCGUUCAAUUCCCAGUUUACCAAGGUGAACGUCCAAACUGUGCCGAAAACACCUUGUUGGGUGAAUUUGACUUGAAGGGGAUCCCACCUUUGCCAGCUGGUGAACCAGUCUUGGAAGCCAUCUUCGAAGUUGACGCUAACGGUAUCUUGAAGGUUACCGCCGUUGAAAAAUCUACCGGUAGAUCUGCUAACAUCACCAUCUCCAACGCUGUUGGUAGAUUGUCUUCUGAAGACAUCGAAAAGAUGAUUGAUGAUGCUGAAAAGUUCAAGUCCUCCGAUGACGCUUUCACCAAGAGACACGAAGCUAAGCAAAGAUUGGAAUCUUACAUUGCUUCUGUUGAAAACACCGUUACUGACCCAGUCUUGUCCCAAAAAUUGAAGCGUGGUGCUAAGAACAGAGUUGAAUCCGCUUUGUCUGAUGCUUUGGCUGCCUUGGAAUUGGAAGAUUCUACUGCCGACACUUUCAGAAAGGCUGAAUUGACCCUUAAACGUACCGUUACCAAGGCCAUGUCUUCCCGUUAA